GCAUUUCCUUUAACUCAUCUGCUGUGCUCAGUGACUCCACGCUCACACAUUUAUUCAGCCUCCUCGUCUCUUUCCUUCUUUCCCUCAGUCUCUGUCUGCUGUCCUUGUUCCGUCUGUUUUCUGUCACUUUCCUUUUUUUUGUGUGUGUCUCAUGUUCUCGUGUCAGACGUUCAUGCUCAUCUCACUCAGGCACAUAAUCUCGGUCACACAGGAUCUCACAUCCAGCACUCAUUCCUCCUCCCUCUCCUCCGCUUCCCUGCUCAAUCUCCUGGAUUUUGGCUUCUUCUUCUACUCCACCGCAGCUUCUGCGUUUCGCUCUCCGGUUCUGCUCACUGCGUCAGGAGUCGGCAGCAGAUCGAGAGGCCCUGAUCAGUGACGCUCGGUACCCUGAGGUCCCGGUGAAAGAGCACCACCCCCGGCAGGCUGGCCACACCCCCUCCCUCCUGCCUCCAUGUAUCCUGAAUCUACCACAGACUCCCCCGCCCGCCUCUCCCUCCGACAGACUGGCUCCCCCGGCAUGAUCUACAACGCUCGUUAUGGGAGCCCCAAACGGCAGCUGCAGUUCUACAGAAACCUCGGGAAGUCGGGCCUGCGGGUGUCCUGCCUCGGAUUAGGCACGUGGGUGACGUUCGGCGGACAGAUAACGGAUGAGAUGGCGGAGCAGCUGAUGACUCUGGCCUAUGAAAAUGGCAUCAAUCUGUUUGACACAGCGGAGGUCUACGCUGCUGGGAAGGCAGAGGUGGUGCUCGGAAACAUCAUAAAGAAGAAAGGAUGGAGACGUUCCAGUCUGGUGAUAACAACCAAGAUCUUUUGGGGUGGAAAAGCGGAGACUGAAAGAGGUUUAUCCCGAAAACACAUUAUAGAAGGUUUAAAGGCCUCUUUAGAGCGACUGCAGUUAGACUACGUGGACGUGGUUUUCGCAAACAGACCGGACCCGAACACGCCCAUGGAAGAAACGGUCCGAGCGAUGACCCACGUCAUCAACCAGGGCAUGGCCAUGUACUGGGGAACGUCCCGCUGGAGCCCCAUGGAGAUAAUGGAGGCGUACUCAGUGGCACGACAAUUCAACCAGAUUCCUCCCAUCUGUGAGCAGGCAGAGUACCACAUGUUCCAGAGAGAGAAAGUGGAGGUGCAGCUACCUGAGCUCUUCCAUAAGAUAGGUGUGGGCGCCAUGACGUGGUCUCCUCUGGCCUGCGGGAUCAUCUCAGGGAAAUACGACGGGAGGGUUCCUCCCUACUCCCGGGCGUCUUUGAAGGGCUACCAGUGGUUGAAGGACAAGAUCUUGAGCGAGGAGGGCCGGCGUCAGCAGGCGAAGUUGAAAGAGCUGCAGGCAAUCGCGGAGCGGCUGGGCUGCACUCUGCCCCAACUCGCCAUCGCGUGGUGCCUACGGAACGAGGGCGUGAGCUCUGUCCUUUUAGGGGCGUCCAACACCGACCAGCUGAUGGAGAACAUCGGAGCGAUACAGGUUCUUCCCAAGCUGUCGUCGUCCAUCACACACGAGGUGGACAGCAUCCUGGGGAACAAGCCAUACAGUAAAAAGGACUACCGCUCCUAACGUGCGGCGUGGUGCGGCGUGGCCCCGCCCGGCAGGGCCGCCCCGGCCUGCAGCCGCAGAGCCCCCACCUUUGCCUGAUCCUCUGUUUGCUUGAGCUUUUACUGAGUGAGACCCUGGCGCAUGAGUCUGGCCACACCAAGGGCCACGCAGGGCACCUCAUUUAGAGUUACAGGGACAAAAAGAUGAGAGAAGGGGGAAAAAAUAUUCAGUCACCUCCGCGGAGAUGAACGGAUGGAGAGAGAGAGAGAGAGAGAGAGGAGGGAAAGACAGCUUAGGGAAACGCGCUCAUACUUAAAAUCAGUUACACAUUCAAUUCAGCUGAACGUAUUUUAAGACCAUAGAGAAAAAUACCUUUAUAAAAAUAAUAAGCACACGCUUGCUUGGCAGCCAGACUUCUCCUUUUCUUUUUCUUAUGCUUUUUUUUUUUUUUUUUUUGUCCCUGAAUGCACCGAAGAGGAAGAAUCAGCUCCUGCUGUGUGAAUCCCAGAGAGCUGCUGUACCAUAGCCAUGCCUCACACUCCACACCCCAGUGUGUGUGCCGUGCUGCUUCCUCUCACAGCCAGUUUGCGUUGUCCACAUUACAUGAGCCCCCCCUGUGGGUGGGGUGGGGUCAGGUGGGGGGGCUCGUCCAAUCAGCACUUUAGAGAGGGGGGAGGACAGGUGUCACUGAUCUCACAGCCAUUGCACUAAAGAUUCCUCUUCAUCCUCCCUCUGCGUCUCCGCUGGCAGCCCCGAGGACGAAGGGGGGGACGAGGAAGGGGGGGGUGAUGUGUCUGCCAGCUGAAGAGAUGAGCUGUGAUGGCCCCCCCCCCUCGCCCUCCCUUGACGGCACGAACCGCAAUCAAAACGCUUCACUGUGUUCUCCGCUCCUCGAAACUUGGAGCUCUGUUCAAGUCUUUUGCCUUAUUUACAGCCACAUCGCAUCACGCUGCGCUCGCUCUGGGCUUCAUGGCGAGGACGGGCAGUCCCCCCCCACCCUCUGGUCACACGCCCCCCUCCCUCCCUGUUAAAAAUAUGUGUGUUUAGUGGUUUAGUGCGGAGCGGCAGCAGCUCAGGGAACGCAGCAGGUGGUCUGAGUGUCGGGGGCCAGGGGGC
Molecule: messenger RNA, 2650 nt
Organism: Salarias fasciatus (jewelled blenny)
Lineage: Eukaryota; Metazoa; Chordata; Actinopteri; Blenniiformes; Blenniidae
Gene: kcnab2a
Product: potassium voltage-gated channel subfamily A regulatory beta subunit 2a
Exons: 16
Coding region: 452-1555 (367 amino acids)
Biological process (GO): regulation of potassium ion transmembrane transport; potassium ion transport; transmembrane transport
Cellular component (GO): voltage-gated potassium channel complex; cytoplasm; membrane
Molecular function (GO): transmembrane transporter binding; potassium channel regulator activity; voltage-gated potassium channel activity
Source: RefSeq, a predicted model, not a curated record